This is a messenger RNA of Cimex lectularius (bed bug), 1531 nucleotides long. RefSeq names its product tubulin beta chain-like. NCBI's taxonomy places the organism in Eukaryota, Metazoa, Arthropoda, Insecta, Hemiptera, Cimicidae. The record is from RefSeq and is a predicted model, not a curated record. Bases 139 to 1506 code for a protein of 455 amino acids. The transcript has 8 exons. Gene Ontology annotation, biological process: microtubule cytoskeleton organization; mitotic cell cycle. Gene Ontology annotation, cellular component: cytoplasm; microtubule. Gene Ontology annotation, molecular function: GTP binding; structural constituent of cytoskeleton; GTPase activity.
AAUGUGUUAAGCCAUGUGACAAGAUUAAAAUUAUCGUGUGUCAAACACACAACAUGGCAGGCAAGCAAGUUUGAAAUUCAAAAUUUACAGUUUUACACAAAAUACACAAAAACCCCACAUAAAAAAUCCGAAAUCAAAAUGAGAGAACUCGUCGUUUUACAGCUCGGGAAUUGUGGGAAUGGAAUCGGAACUAAGUUUUGGGAAGUUAUUUCUGAUGAACAUGGCGUCACACCUGACGGUACGUGGAAAGGAGACACGGAUUUACAGCUCGAAAGAAUAAACGUGUAUUACGAAGAAGGAAGCCGUAGUACGUACGUCCCAAGAAACGUCAUGGUCGACCUUGAUCCAGGAACUAGACAAAUGAUCACGAACUCGCCUUACGGAAGGAUAUUCAAACCGGAGAACAUGAUUUUCGGGAAAGCCGGAGCGUCGAACAACUUCGGCAAGGGUAGGUACACGGAGGGUUUGGAAGUCGGCGACCAGGCACUCGAAGUCACGAGAAGACUCUGCGAAGCCUGCGAUUGUCUGCAGGGUAUACAAAUUCUUCACGGCCUUGGUGGUGGUACUGGUUCAGGCCUUGGCCAUUUGAUGAUCGAGGCAUUGAGGCAAGAAUAUCCAGAUAGGAUUUUAGCAACGUACAGCGUGCAGCCCUCGCCGAAAGUGUCAGAGACGGUGGUUGAACCGUAUAACUGCGUCCUCGGAAUGCAGGCUCUCGCGGAUUUAGUCGACGCAGUGUACUGUCUCGACAAUGAAGCGUUGUACCACAUAUGUAAUAACGUUCUCAAGCUAUCUGCGCCGCAAUUGGGCGAUCUGAAUCAUCUAAUAUCCUGUGCCAUGUCGGGCACAACUACUUGCUUCAGAUUCCCUGGGCAACUGAACUCCGAUUUAAGAAAGAUUUUGACCAACAUGGUCCCUUUUCCCCGUCUUCACUUCUUCAUACCUGCGUACGUACCGUUGACCGCUAGAGGAAGCCAGCAGUACAGGCAGAUGACCGUCCCGUCUCUCGUACAGCAGAUGUUCGACCCGAAUUGUUAUAUGUGUGCUGUCGAUCCCAAGAAUGGGAAAUUCCUUACUUGUGCGGGGAUUUUCCGAGGAAGGAUGUCGACAAGAGAGGUAGAUGAGCAAAUGUUAAACGUGCAAUUGAAAAACGCCGAAUAUUUCUCUGAAUGGAUACCGAACAACUUGAAAACGGCUAUAUGCGAUAUUCCUCCAAGAGGCUUGAAAAUGUCAUGCACAUUCCUAGGAAAUAUGACCUCUUGCUGUGACAUGUUGGGUAGAGUGUUGGAAUCUUUUAUCUCCAUGUACAGGAAGAAGGCCUUCGUCCACUGGUACACCGGCGAAGGGAUGGAACUCCAGGAAUUCGAUGAUUCUGAGAGGAUUUUGACUGAAACGAUUGAACAUUACAGGAGCUAUGCAAACGCAGCACCACCAGAGAAAGGAGGGAGUGUGUCCCCAGUUAAAGGAGGCAGUUAUUCUUCUAAAGCGUCUUAUAAUGAAGCCUUUUAAAAUAAACACUAAAACUUAACAGCAA